AUGAUUCCCAAGCAUCUCGAGCGAGAACCUCGCUCAGACAGUCUUCAUCUGAAGGUCGAAGAUAAGCACUUUGAUAAUGUCGAUUUGAACAAGUUAUAUGAGCUGGUGCUCAAGGUUCUUUUGCUUGAGUACAUAUGCGAAGCUCGGUUCUACCAGCCGGUACGAAGGAGUCCUUCACCAUCGAAGAAGAGCAGUAUAGAGAGACGAUCACGUUUUUCGAGACUAGAGGGCGAUUGCACACUUCCGGGCCAUUUGGUUGACGAUCUCAAGGCAAGACUCAAUGCAAUUGCCAUGAAGAAAUCAAACCACGAUGAGCUCACAAGAAGGUCGUUGCUUCGAUUUUACGGAGAGACACUUGAUCCAGCGUUCAAAUCAGAUGUCAGAAGAGCCAACAACAUCGACAUAUUGGUGAUGAAGUUUGUCUCGGCUGCCAAUAAGGAGGUACUCAAAGUAGGGCUGAUCCCAAACGAGGAGGUAAGCUCACGCGUGUUUAAGCAGACAGACGAGUUCAUAAAAAUCAUUGGGUCUCUCAUACAAAAGGACAAGAACAAAGACGCCCUAAUGGCGAAGCUAGAGGAGCAUAAAGCAGCGUUGCAGCCUUCGCAAAAGGCUACCUCGAGCUCUAAGAGCUCAGAGAAUUUGCAAUACCAUGAACCAUCCUGUCAGGUCUCUGACAUGGACAGGUCAUCUAUCAAGCUCUUGAUGGAGCUUUUUGGAAAGGAUCAGACCCAAAUUCAACAAGACAUUCAGACUCUAAAGCCCACUGUUACUCAGAAAACCCUUCAUAAAGACGUUGAUCAAGCAUUAUUUUAUCUAAAUAAGGACAUCGGCAGAUACUCUAUGAGGCAGUUUCUGUCUCAGGAUGCAUAUGAAAGUUGGAAGGAAAGGGAGACAGCGUUUUGCCAGCUGCUUUACAAUAAGUACCCUAUCCCGUCUUCCAUGAAGCUCCUUCCAAAUCCCCCGCUACCGGCUGGUCUGGAGCUCUAUAUAAUGCCCCCUUCAAACGUUGUCACAAGUUACUUUACCACUUUGGCCAAGCUUUGUCUCUUGCAUAGCAAGAGUAAGGGUAGCAACUCCAGUUCGAUGCUUUUGGACGACGAGACACCCUUAUUUUCGAACAAAUCCAAUGAGUUGAUGCAGGCUUGCGCCAGGGUGUGGCGGGUAGAUUAUCCUACAAGGGCUGUCGCUCUCUUUGGGGCAGCUCAUUCAUCAGGAAUUUUGAUUGAUCCUCUUUUCCAAAACUCGACAAAAGAACUAGAGCCUAUCGAUCUAGAAAUGUCAAAAAGGGUCCUCAAUAUGUGUAGAAGUAUGGUUGAGGGCCAUGGGAAGCUCGACUGGGAUGACAAGUUUUCUUGGUCUAUAAAAGAUCAAGAGCAAUGGUCAACAUUUUUGGGCUACACUUAUAGUGAAGUUUUCUAUGGAAUUAAAGACUGCCUUUCAAUCAUUUUGAGCAAGACUGUGAAACCUAAGUUUAGUCCAUACCUAUCAUUUUUGGCUGACUACGUGGAAUCCGACGUCUUAUUUCCCCGACUCCGUGAAAAGGGUGCUACUACAAAGUGGGAACGGAAGCUAACGAGAACACUUUUGCGAGUGUCAGAGGCGCUGUAUGCUGACGUUCUUAAGACUCUUCCAAGAGACGACACCCUUAGCAUUUUGCAUAUACUUGAUAUUUCUGAUGCUCUUAUUGACAACAUCAAGACACUUCAAAAGAGGUAUAAAAAUCCACUCCUAGGGUUUCUCAAUGUCAGUCGAACUUAUGCGGCAGUGGUGACCGGCAUGUUUGCCUCAGAUGCUAAGAAUAUUCUUAAGCACAUAUCUGCUAGAACGAAAGCGAAGGGGGAAUUUUUGAAUUAUGGUGAUGCUUUGGAAGCAUACAAGUCUCUCAGUGAAAUACGCAGCAUACAUAAUCAGGUCUGCUCUGAAAACGCCACGUUCAACUUUGACCUUGAAGAGUUCUUCUACCAACAUCUUGAAGCAUGGGUAGCAGAAAGUAGCAACAAAAUACGUGAUUACGUGUUGAAAGCCAUCCAAGAAGAUCUGUUCGAACCUAUUGACAUUGAGAAUGAUCAAAAAAAGUACAGUACUUCGGUGCAUGAUAUCUUUACUGUUAUAAAGCACUAUCUACUGAUUCUCAAAGGUUUAGGAUGGCAGAACAAAUAUCAGAUUGCCAAAGUGUACACCAUUUUGAUGAAAAGCAUAUCUAACUGUGCGCUCUUGUACUCCAGCCGCAUGAGCGACAUGAUCUUGGAAGACUUGAAUGAAGAGGUUUUGGAUCAGACGCCUCAGGUCCCCUCAAUGAAUGGCUGGUUUGCUGAAGUCAAAAGUAAAGUUGCCAGCUAUAACCUUAAUAAUUCGAAAGUGGAGGUGGAAGAGCCCUACAACUUUACCUCCAGGACAUGCAUUGGCUUGAACAACAUUGAUGCAUUAAUAGCUAAUCUUACGAGGUUGGAGGAUUUGCUCAAUCCUGAAGAGGUCUCCCAGGUGAUGGCCAAAUAUGAUCCGAAGUCAUCACGGGCUUAUACUAAUCACAUAGUCUCCUUAAGAGUUGUGAAGGCCGAGGAUCUCCGUUCUGCUCUGGACAAGUCGAGCAUUCGUCCAUACAUGACUCUUGUCGAUACAAAAGCUCGUAAGACUAUUACCAAGACACGAGCAUUAGAUGGGGAAAAUCCAGAAUGGGAUGAGGAAGUAGAGUUUACCCUUGCAGCCAACUCAUCUCUCACGAUGUCCGCUACUGUUUGGGAGGAGAAAUUGGGAACUCAUCCUGUUUGUGGUAGGGCGUUGAUGCAGCUAGAGCCCAGAAAAUUCAAGCAUGAUGGUAUACCGCAAGAGAUUUUCCUUGAUCUUGAUCCGCAGGGACGUGUUCACAUCGAGAUUGCUGUAGAAAGUGAAAGGGACGAUGCAAUCUUUGCUAUGGGACGAGCACAUAGGGCGCUCAAGAGAAGCAUUGAGCGUAUUACUAAACUUAUUGUGGCUAAGUUUUCGAAGUUCAUCAAGUUGUGUUUCUCAAGAAACUCACUUAAGUCUGUCUGUGGAGCUAGUGGUAACUUAAAACCAUCUCAGGAACAAAUGGAUGAAGCGAUGUUGCCACUUUACAAUUACCUCAACAUGAACUUGCUGGUGCUAGCUCAAUUUCUCACCAAGGAUCUUUUGCAUAAAGUGAUGCUCGAAGCAUGGAACAUUGUUGUGGCCAGCGCUGAUGAGUUGUUGCUCCCGAAACUCACGAGUGCCAAAGCACUUCGUCUGGCACACCUUAAGAAGGGGAAAGUUUUAAGUAGCUCCGGAAAUUUGAUGGCUUCUGGAUGGCAGUCUGCUGUUUCUUCAGCUAUGGCAAAUGUUACAAACUCCAUGAGUGUUUUAGGGUUCGGCAAGACUCUAACGAAUAACGAAAUUGAGACCGUUAUUGCGUGGCUCAACUUCCUUUGUCUUGACUUCUUUUAUAACGAAGGCAAUGGACCGCCAAUCGUGGACUUGAAGACCGAGCAAUACCAAUCAAUCAUGUUAAUCCCCGUGUAUUACGACAAGUAUCCCGAAUUCUUGAUACACGAGGUCGAAAGACUCUCUCCAGCAUACUUGCAAAUGCUAAGAGACAAGAAUAAUGUCUUCAUAUCCAAUCAUCCGGACGCAGACACUGCAAAUUUACGGAGUAGAGCAGGAUCCAUCGCAAGAAGUCUGACUAUUCGUGCUAACGCCACAGCUAAGGCGAGAGCUCGCGCUGCAAAAGAAGCGCGCGAGCUUCUGUCUGACCCGUUGGUGGCACAAACUUCAACGGAGAACAUCAUUUUGAGACUUUUGCUUGUAAAGGAUGAGAAAGCGUUUGUUGCUAAUCGUGUUGAGCAAAGAGAGAGAUUGGCUCAUACAAUAGCUACUGAGAGAUUAGCAAGGGCUGCUGCAGAAGGUACAUUGUUUAAAUAA
Messenger RNA from Candidozyma auris, 3912 nucleotides. RefSeq lists its product as uncharacterized. The coding region runs from base 1 to 3912 and encodes 1303 amino acids. The record is from RefSeq and is a predicted model, not a curated record. NCBI's taxonomy places the organism in Eukaryota, Fungi, Ascomycota, Pichiomycetes, Serinales, Metschnikowiaceae. The transcript has a single exon.